Lachnellula hyalina is the source of this 2202-nucleotide messenger RNA. It is a transcript of the gene tif225, whose product is annotated as putative translation initiation factor eIF-2B subunit epsilon. NCBI's taxonomy places the organism in Eukaryota, Fungi, Ascomycota, Leotiomycetes, Helotiales, Lachnaceae. Gene Ontology annotation, molecular function: translation initiation factor binding; translation initiation factor activity; guanyl-nucleotide exchange factor activity. The record is from RefSeq and is a predicted model, not a curated record. Gene Ontology annotation, cellular component: eukaryotic translation initiation factor 2B complex. The transcript is spliced from 3 exons. Bases 1 to 2202 code for a protein of 733 amino acids. Gene Ontology annotation, biological process: biosynthetic process.
AUGUCGCAUGCUCAGAAGAGCAGAGUAGCCGCGGGGGGGAAAGGAGCGGCAAAGGCGAAGAAAGCAGCUGGUGGGAAGAAAUCGGAGAAUGACAGAGAGGAUACACUCCAAGCUGUGAUUCUCGCAGAUUCAUUCGAGACGCGGUUUAAUCCCUUUACACUGGAAAGACCAAGAUGCCUCCUCCCUCUAGCAAACACGCCCCUCAUCGAAUACACGCUCGAGUUCCUCGCUAUGGCCGGUGUAGCAGACAUCUUCAUCUACUGCGGCGCGCACACCACCGCCGUACAAUCCUACAUCCUCUCCUCCAAAUGGCACCCCAGCACCUCAGCAGCAUCGCCCUUCAACACGCUCGAGAUCGUGAAAACUACAGCCCGCUCCGUAGGCGACGCGCUGCGGGAUUUGGAUUCGAGAGAUAUGAUUACAGGGGAUUUCUUGCUGGUGCAUGGAGACCUGGUCUCGAAUUUACCUAUCGAUGAGGCGUUGAGGAAUCAUAGGGACAGGAGGAUUAAAGACAAGAAUGCUAUUAUGACUAUGAUUCUAAGAGCUGGGGGACUGGGGGAGCAUAGGACGAAGGCGAAGGGAGUUACGCCUGUUUUUGUGGUUGAUCCGAGCAAGAAUCGGUGUGUGCAUUAUGAAGAGAUGCAUCCACUGCAAGCACACAAAUAUGUGGAUCUGGACGAAGAGCUGCUGAAGGAUCAUAAGGAUAUCGAGGUCCGGACGGAUCUGAUCGACUGUGGCAUUGAUAUCUGCACGCCGGAUGUGCUGGCGCUGUGGGCUGAGAGUUUUGACUAUGAGGUUCCGAGGCGGCAUUUUUUGCAUGGCGUGUUGAAGGAUUAUGAACUGAAUGGGAAGACGAUACAUACGGAGAUUGUGGAUGAUCGAUAUGCGGCAAGAGUCUUCAAUUUACAAUCAUACGACUCGGUUAGCAAAGAUGUGCUUGGGAGGUGGACAUAUCCUCUCGUUCCGGACAGCAAUCUUGUGGCAGGGCAAAGCUACAAGUUCGAAAGGGGCUCAUUAUACAAGGAGAACGAUGUGAUGCUGGCUAGGACGUGCAAAGCGGGUAAGAAAACCGUGCUUGGGAAAGGAACAAGUGUGGGCGCUGGGAGCGUGGUGUCCAACAGUAUCAUUGGAAGGGAUUGCCAAAUCGGGAAAAACGUUACUAUUAAGGACGCCUACAUCUGGGACAACGUAUCUAUCGGGGAUGGCUCCAAUGUUGAGAGAGCAAUUAUCGCCAACGAAGCCGUUAUUGGCAAGUCCUGCAAAAUCCAACCCGGAGCUCUAAUAUCCUACAAAGUCGGUAUAUCAGACAACACUGAAAUAAAACCCAACCAGCGCAUCACCCGCGCCAAGCGGAAACGCGACGCCGAUUCCGAAACAGAGGAAGAAGUUCCCUCGGACCCCUCAAUAGUCGGCCCAUCAGGCCACGGGUACGAGUUCCGCGACGCUGAAGAAUUCUCCGAUGACGAAGAAGCCGCCUUCCACUCGUCCCUAAUAUACAGCACGCAACACCUAAACCUCUCCAACGCCUCCAUCUCUACCCUCUCCUCAUCCCUCUCCGCCGACGACGAACCCACCGGUCCACGCUCGCGCCUCUCCUCCUUCACCUCCCUCUCCGACGACGGCGACAACGAGGGCUUCCACCACGACGCCGUGCAAGGAAUUCUAGACACGCUGCACGAACACGGCGACUUCGACUCGGCGAAACUCGAGUUCAUGGGUCUGCGCCUCAGCAACGACGCCACGGAUCACCAGAUCCGCCGCGCCAUCGCCGUAGCGUUCAGCAAGCACAUCUCGCAACUCGUCGACGGCGAGGAUCAGAAGACCGAAGCCAGCAAAGCGGCCGCGUCGGCGUUCGCUACCAGCGGCGCGGUGCAGUUCCUGAAGAACGUAGCGCUGAGUACGGGGACGGAAGAAGACGCUGUUGAUUUCCUGCGCUGUCUGCAGAAAGAUGCGGUGAAUCGAAGCAGUGGGCCUUUGGUUCUUGCGGCGGUGUGCCAGCGCUUGUAUGAGGAGGAGGUUGUUGGGGAAGAGGCGUUCUUGAGGUGGUGGGAGGAGGCGGAGGGCAUGGGCGAGGAUGAGGAUGUAGAGAUGAUGAGGGUUAGGGGGAAGACGGGGGUUUUUGUGGAGUGGUUGAAGGAGGCGGAGAGUGAGAGUGAGAGUGGGAGUGAUGAGGAGAGUGAGGAGGAGAGUGAGGAUGAGUAG